AUGACUGCCUCAUCAUCACCCAAGCCCAACGGCAAUGGAGCCAAGAAGGAGAUCAAGAUUCUCAUGCUGCACGGAUAUACACAAUCAGGUACUCUAUUCCGCGCCAAGACCCGCGCUUUGGAGAAGACCAUCGUCAAACUUCUCAACCCCAUCUCGCUCCUUCCCGUCUUCCUCUAUACUACUGGCCCCAACCGGCUCAGCCCAGAAGACAUCCCCGGCUAUCAACCCCCUGAGGAGCCUCAGGCCGAGGACUAUCAGCCCGAUACUUGGGCGUGGUUUCGCAAAGAUGAGGCUUCAGGAAACUACCGUCUUUUAGAAGAGGGAAUGACCACUAUUUCCCAGGCUAUUCGUGAUGCGGAGGGCAUCGACGCAGUAUGCGGCUUCAGUCAAGGUGGCGCCAUGGCAGCUCUUGUUGCAGCUGCUUUGGAGCCGGAGCGUUCUCUACCAGAGGGCAAGGAGGGAGACUGGGCACGGGGACUGCGGGAGGCCAAUUCUGGACACUCUCUUAACUUUGCUGUUAUGUACUCAGGUUUUUGGGCAACCCCCGACUCGCUCCAGUUCUGCUUUGAGCCCAAGAUUAAGACGCCCUCGUUGCACUUCCUCGGCAGUCUCGAUACAGUGGUCGAUGAGAAUCGCAGCAGAGCACUCACAGAUCGUUGUCAAGAUCCUCUUGUGCUUGUUCACCCUGGAGGCCACCAUGUGCCUGUCUCCAAGCAAUGGGCGGCACCGCUGGCUGGCUUCAUCAAGGAACAUGGCCAAGACAAGGAGCCUAAAGCCGAGCUGCAGAGCUGA
Fusarium sp. VM40 is the source of this 792-nucleotide messenger RNA. The record is from the annotation of a GenBank genome assembly. Lineage: Eukaryota; Fungi; Ascomycota; Sordariomycetes; Hypocreales; Nectriaceae.